AUGGGCAAGACACUCGAACAGGUUGCCCUGCGUCUGCGUGAGCUCUUCGAUAACCUCAUCUCCAUACUCCAGCGACUGCUCAGACUGCGGCCUCGACCUAGCGCGCAGCCGUGCGAGAAACGGCCGUCCCUGAGCAAACGAUGGCGGACCCGACGCACCCUCGACGACUUCGCGGUAGAGAUCGAACGGGAGUUCACCGGCCACCUUACCACCAAACAGCUAGCUUCGAUGGCUGCCAAAAUCCGUACCCAGAUCGACAAGUGCGCAAAGACGAGCCCGGUCUGCAUGCUCCCCUCGUUCAACCAUACCUUGCCCACGGGACGGGAGAAGGGGACCUUUCUGGCACUGGAUGUAGGAGGGUCUACAUUCCGUGUUGCGCUGGUUGAGCUGUCGGGUGAAAAUGGAGCUAUGAAGAUCGUCCGUAUGACUUCAUCGGUUAUCGACGAGUCUGUGAAACUACUUGAGGGACGGGCCUUCUUUGACUGGAUUGCACUGAAGAUAGGUGAGAUGCUCGAGCAGGGGACGGAAGGGUUCGGUCAGGCUUCUACCCCCCUUUCAAUGGGGCUCUCGUGGUCGUUCCCCAUCGACCAGACGUCUAUCCGCAGUGGGCUGGUUAUCAGUAUGGGCAAAGGCUUCCUAUGCUCCAACGGCACCGUGGGCGAUGACCUGAGCGAGCUCAUCAUGGCAGCGUGCCACAAGCGCAAUCUCAACGUUCGCAUAGAGGCAAUUGUCAACGAUAGCUCGGCCACCCUCUUGUCUCGCGCAUACUCGGAUCCCUCAACUCGCAUGUCUCUUAUACUAGGCACGGGCACGAACGUUGCCAUCCACUAUCCCACGAGUGCAAUUGGCCUCGAGAAGUUUGGAAACCGGUCUGCCGAAUGGUUCGCGGAAGCAAGCCGGGUCAUCGUCAACACCGAGCUUAGCAUGUUUGGCGGAGGCGUGUUGGCCAUGACCCGCUGGGACGACGAUUUGAACCGCAGCCACAUCAAGCCGGACUAUCAGCCACUCGAAUACAUGAUCACUGGCCGAUAUCUAGGUGAGAUCGUACGGCUGCUGAUCGUCGAAGCUGUGCAGGUAGCUGGUCUAUUCGGCGGAGAACUGCCCAUGUCAAUGCGAACCCCCUAUUCCUUUGACACCGCCAUCGUUGCAUGCAUCGAAGGCGAUUCCUCUCCCACCCUAGCCGAUUCUUCCGCCUUCCUUCAAAAGAGUCACAAGUUCCUCAUCCCUCCAACGACAUCAGACCUUCAAUUCCUACAGAAGAUUUGCAAAUGCGUCUCCAAGCGUGGCGCAGCAUACCUGGCAACAGCCAUAUACAGCCUGUGGUGUCUAAGCAAUGAAAGCGAAUCUCCCAUCCCGCCGUCAACACCGGACUCGGACGGUAACGAGGAAGAGCUAAAACAGCAGACAGCCGUUAGGGAGGCACCAAGUCUACAGGUCACCAUCGCCUGUGAUGGCAGCGUUAUCAACAAAUACCCCAACUUCAGAAGUCAUUGCCAGACUUACCUCAACAGCCUGACAUCCUGCGGCGCCAACUCGGGCGUCAUCUCGACAAAGAAUGACGGGGCACCUACAUCUCUCACUCCUGUAAUAUCGCUCGAUCCUGCCCCGGAGAGCGGUAUCCUCGGCGCCGCGGUUGCUGUGGCCGUUGCCCUUCCAAGCAAGUAA
This is a messenger RNA of Arthroderma uncinatum, 1665 nucleotides long. Its product is annotated as hexokinase-1. The transcript has a single exon. Gene Ontology annotation, molecular function: glucokinase activity; mannokinase activity; fructokinase activity. Lineage: Eukaryota; Fungi; Ascomycota; Eurotiomycetes; Onygenales; Arthrodermataceae. Bases 1 to 1665 code for a protein of 554 amino acids. The record is from RefSeq and is a predicted model, not a curated record. Gene Ontology annotation, biological process: intracellular glucose homeostasis; glucose 6-phosphate metabolic process; glycolytic process. Gene Ontology annotation, cellular component: cytosol; mitochondrion.